Trichoderma atroviride IMI 206040 is the source of this 1011-nucleotide messenger RNA. RefSeq lists its product as uncharacterized. Lineage: Eukaryota; Fungi; Ascomycota; Sordariomycetes; Hypocreales; Hypocreaceae. The record is from RefSeq and is a predicted model, not a curated record. Gene Ontology annotation, molecular function: oxidoreductase activity, acting on NAD(P)H; NADPH binding.
AUGCCCGAAACAAUGCGCGCCAUUGAUAUCAAGGGCGAUAUUGGCCCUGCAGAGUCCCUCUAUAUGGCUGAAAUUCCUAAGCCGGUGCCCAAAGAAGCACAGGCUUUGGUAAGAGUUAAGGCUUUCGGUCUCAAUCGUGCGGACAUUAUGCAGCGCGAUGGAGAGUAUCCUGUUCCACCCUGGGCUGGCAAGAUCAUGGGUUUGGAGUUUUCUGGUAUCAUAGAGGAGCUGGGAGAAAAUAGCGAACCAUCAUUCAAGGUUGGCGAUGAAGUGUUCUCGUUGACAUAUGGUGGGGCGUACGCCGAGUAUGUUGCUGUUUCGACUCACAUGUUGAUCCAUAAGCCCGCUCAACUAUCAUGGGAACAAGCUGCAGGCAUUCCAGAGACCUGGCUCACAGCGUCAAAGAUCAUGUACAUGAUUGGAGAGUUUACGCGUGGUAAAUCUAUUCUAUGGCACGCUGGCGCAUCUGGCGUCUCCAUUAGCGGGAUCCAGCUUUCUGUUGCUGGCGGUGCCUCUGCUGUCUACGCAACAACACGGUCUGAUGAAAAAUGCGAUUUCUGCGUCAACACCCUGGGCGCUACCGCAGCUUUCAACACCACGGAUCCGAACUGGGUUGACCAGGUGCUAAAGGCAACUGAUGGAAAAGGCGUUGAUAUAAUCGCCGAUUUGAUCGGACCUGACGUCUUUGCUGAAAAUCUCAAGAUCGGCGCCAAGGAUGCCAGGAUUGUGCUGAUCGGAUUGAUGAGCGGGACAACAUUCAAAAAGGAAUUCGACAUGGGACUUCUCGCCUUCAAGAGAAUUCGAUACGAGGGAUCAACGUUGAGGAGCAGAGAUGAAGAGUUCCAGCGUAAGCUGAGAGACAAGUUCGUUUCGGAGGCCCUCCCUGACUUUCUGGCUGGCAAGUUCAAAAUCUACAUUGAAAAGGUCUAUCCGUGGGAACAGAUUGUCGACGCGCACAAGAUGCUGGAGACGAACAAGACCAUGGGAAAAAUUAUAUGCACUAUCAAUUAG